Messenger RNA from Bombus huntii, 2303 nucleotides. Its product is annotated as retinaldehyde-binding protein 1. Bases 136 to 999 code for a protein of 287 amino acids. The record is from RefSeq and is a predicted model, not a curated record. The transcript is spliced from 5 exons. Gene Ontology annotation, cellular component: membrane. Gene Ontology annotation, molecular function: phosphatidylinositol bisphosphate binding. Lineage: Eukaryota; Metazoa; Arthropoda; Insecta; Hymenoptera; Apidae.
GAUUGGAUUGAGAUGGUGGACUUCUUCUCAUGCAAGAUAUAUCAGGUCACAGAUAUAUCGUGGUUGUCCUGCUGUGAGGAUCGUUUUGUCGGUUGCUAGACAUUCGAUACAUUGUUAGGAAUAUUAAGCAGAAACAUGUCGUUCGAGUUGGAUACAACGCCACCGGGAUCGGAAGCCCUGGCUGUCGCCGAGAAGGAGCUCCGGGAGACCGAAAAGAACACGAAGGAGGGCCUCGCAGCUUUAAAGAAGUAUAUCGAGGACGACAAGACACUCUAUUUUCGUACGGACGAAGUUUUUCUUUUGAUAUUCCUGCGACCAUGCAAAUUCUACGCGAAGAGCGCCUACGAGCUGAUGAAGAGGAUCGCCGAGUUUAAAGAUAAAAACGCAGCUCUGUUGUCUAAUUUGAUGCCAAGCGACGAGAAGGUGGCUAUGCUCGAGCACAACGUGGUGAAUGUCAUCAAAGGAAGAGAUAAUAAAAAUCGAAGAAUACUUGUUGUUAGCUGCGGAAAGUCUUGGGACCCGUCCGCUGUCAGCGCCGAUCAAAUAUUUCGAGUGUUGUAUUUGGUUCACCAGCUCGCCAUGUGGGAGCCGCUAACUCAGAUAUACGGAACUGUCGUCAUAAUGGAUUUCGAGGGCCUAAGUAUGAAACAAGUGAUGGGCAUGACACCAUCUUUUUGCAUGAAACUCUUGACGUUCAUUCAAGAAGCUAUGCCUCUGCGUUUGAAAGAGGUACACUUCGUAAAACAACCGUUCCUAUUCAACAUGGUGUGGCAAAUGUUCAAGCCCUUCGUGAAGGAAAAGCUAAAGAAACGUAUGUUCUUCCACGGCAACAAGAUGUCCUCCCUUCAUGCAUACAUUCCAGUUAGUCACAUUCCGAAGAACUACGGGGGCAAUCUACCGGAAAUCGAUUACACCAGUGCCGAUUGGUAUCCUGUACUGCUUCAGCACGAAGAUAAGAUUAAAGAAUGGAAUUCGUACGGAUACCGUAAAAAUGAAUAAUGAAUAUCGAAAAAUGAAGAGACUAAAACAAUGAGGCAUUCGAAUUAUACUGUGAUCAUAUUCUUGUACAAAGUAUUUUAAGAAUAUCAACAAUUGCUGUCGUUGCACAUUUAUGAUGGAUUUAUCAAGUUACUAUUAAGUGUAUAGUUUUGUACGAAACAUGGUUAUUUCUGUAUAUUAUAAAUAAUAUUUGCUCACUCCUAAAAUAUCCUUUGGCAAUGAAAAAUAUGCUUUCGAGAGAAGCAUGAAUGACGAGACUAUAGUGCAAUAAUUUUUAGCUUGACGCACAGACGAAAUUAAUCUUAUCGCGACUUAUUUAACGUUUUCGAUGCGGUCGAAUUUUUUUAACAAUUAAAAAUAUUUCAAGCUCGAACAAUGUAAGCAAAAAACUAUAAUUGGUAUACAUGGUAUACAUGAUUGUUGUUUGCAUCUUCUUAAAAUGCAGAGCAAAAAGGAAAAUCCGAGUACAGUAUAAGCGUAAAAUGAAAAAAGGCAGAAUAGCGAAAGGAGGAAAGUAGAAUAAGACUUUUGAAGUAGAUUGUUCUGGUGAUAGGCAAAUUUUUAGUCAGGCAGUUUCAUCUUCAUGAUAAUUUUUUAAUAGAGGAACCAGGUUUUCGAAUUGUUUAUCUUUUACAUCUCAAAAGUUCAUUUCGAAACCUUUCUCCGUUUCAAGCAAAAUGUUUGUAAACCUGUCCUAAUAAGAUUUACCUUUAAAAAAAUAUACAAAUUCAUGCAAACUUAUGCAAACUUAUUUUUAAAUUUCGAAAAACACUGCUAUAAUAUUCGUAAGUGUCGAAUAUAUUUUUAUAUAGUUAUAUGGCAUAGUUUUGUACGAAACAUGGUUAUUUCUGUAUAUUAUAAAUAAUAUUUGCUCACUCCUAAAAUAUCCUUUGACAAUGAAAAAUAUGCUUUCGAGAGAAGCAUGAAUGACGAGACUACAGUGCAAUAAUUUUUAGCUUGACGCACAGACGAAAUUAAUUUUAUCGCGACUUAUUUAACGUUUCCGAUGCGGUCGAAUUUUUUUAACAAUUAAAAAUAUUUCAAGCUCGAACAAUGUAAGCAAAAAACUAUAAUUGGUAUACAUGGUAUACAUGAUUGUUGUUUGCAUCUUCUUAAAAUGCAGAGCAAAAAGGAAAAUCCAAGUACAGUAUAAGCGUAAAAUGAAAAAAGGCAGAAUAGCGAAAGGAGGAAAGUAGAAUAAGACUUUUGAAGUAGAUUGUUCUGGUGAUAGGCAAAUUUUUAGUCAGGCAGUUUCAUCUUCAUGAUAAUUUUUGAAUAAAGGAACCAGGUUUUCGAAUUGUUUA